Molecule: messenger RNA, 1227 nt
Organism: Recurvomyces mirabilis
Lineage: Eukaryota; Fungi; Ascomycota; Dothideomycetes; Mycosphaerellales; Teratosphaeriaceae
Exons: 5
Coding region: 1-1227 (408 amino acids)
Source: RefSeq, a predicted model, not a curated record
AUGUCGGUGCUCCGAAGCCUUCUUCGUCUUCGCACCGCCCUAUACAUCUGCGGCAGUCAGCCACCAUUUCGUCUCCUCCGUCCCUGGGAGUUUGCCGAUCUCUACGCCGACCUUGGAGCACACCCAUUCAUCACCACGGUACUGUCGAAGCAUACGACCACGAUGAUUGACACCCGGGCGGCCGAUGGGCUUCCACCGAACCCACAUGGACAGAACCUGGCUACUGUCGGCAUAAUCAUGUGCAUCAUCGCAGGCGUUCUGAUGACAUGCCGCUUGCUUACGCGCAUCUUCAUGGCCCACGCUGUAGGAUGGGAUGACUAUACCCUGGCCCUCUCCAUGUUGCUAGCGGUCGGCAUGACCACCUGCUUUCAGAUGGAGGUCUUCUAUGGCAUGGGGCUUCACACUGCCGACGUCGAGAACGCAAAUUAUAAGCAUACCUCACUACUUUGGCUAUGGAUCAAUCAAAUACUCUACAAGAUCGCCAACGGCGCAAUCAAGAUCUCCAUUGCACUCUUGUACCUGAGAAUCUUUCCGAGCAAGAGAUUUAAGUACACUGUUUGGGCCUUCAUUGGUUUCGUGAUCGCGUACUGCUUAGCAGCUCUUCUGCCAAGCAUAUUUCAAUGCAGUACCAUGACACUCAUUGCAGACGCCAUUCUGGUUGGCUUGCCUAUCUCAAAUCUGGUCAAACUGCAACUACCAAAAGCGCAAAGAAUCGCUCUGGUAUUCGUCUUCGGGCUCGGUAUCUUCGUCAUGGCAACCACGAUUGUGCGCCUGGUGUCGUUGAGUCCGCUCGCCUCUCAAGGUGACCUCUUAUGGUAUCAAGCAACAUCUAACAGUUGGGCGUUCCUCGAGAUCGACGUGUCCAUCAUCUGCGCCUCGAUACCUGUCCUCCGCGCACCAAUAGGCAUGCUGUUUCCUCGUGUCCUUGGCCGAUUGUCGACUCGCAAUGGAGCAGAGAGUGGUGGCCAGUACCAUGGCCAGUUCCGUUCAGGGACGGCUGCGCGUGUACCCGAAGGCAGUGCUAUUAGUAUGCAAGACCGCAUACAAUGGCAGAAGUCCACGGGCGGUAAUGCGUACGUUCGUGGAGUACAUGGUGGGAUUGACGACGAUGCUGCUAGCGAUGAGGAGCGCAUCUUGGGCGCCGAGGGCAUCCGGAAAACGACGGAGGUGACUUUUGGUUACGAUGAGUUGGAGCGGUCGAGAUCGGGGACUUUUGGACGAAGAUGA